AUGUCUGCCGUCGCCAAGCGCAUCCAGGAGGGCAAGAACAUGGCGCGCAAGAAGAUGCGCACGCUCCACUGGAGCAUCAUCCCCAAGGACAAGCUGGGCGAGACCGUGUGGAAGGCGCCCGAGAUGGUGGACAGCCCCGGCAUCGAUCUUGACACCAACGAGCUGGAGUCCAUGUUCUCGCUGUCGCCCGACAAGAAGGCCAAGGGCGAGUCCAAGCAGGAGGAGAAGAAGGGCGGCAUCCGCGGCAAGAAGCACUCGCCUCUCAUGGAGCUGCUCAACCUGCAGCGGGUGAACAAUAUCGGCAUUCUGCUGUCCCAGUUCAAGGUGCCCCUCGAGGAGGUCAUCGGUGCCAUCUGGCGGAUGGACGAGAGCGCCCUCUCGCUCGAGAACCUCAAGGCCCUCCGAUACAUCGCCCCCAAGGACGACGAGAUCAAGAUAUUGAGGACCGUUGUCGGUAAGCUGGACAUGAGCCUGCUCACCAAAGCCGAGCGAUUCCUGCUCAUGCUGGUGGAGGUGCCUCGCCUGUCCCAGCGGCUUGAGUCGUUCCUGUGGAAGCGACAGUUUCCCACCCUGCUGGCCGAACUGGCGGCCGACACGGCUUGUCUCCUCAUGGCCUGCGACGAGGUCAAGACCGCGAAGAAGCUGCCCCAGAUUCUCAAGAUCGUGCUGACGAUUGGGCAAGUGCUCAACAGAGAUUCGUAUCUUUUCAACUCAGAUGGUUUCAAGCUGGAGUCUCUGAUGCGAUUGACCGAGACGAAGGGCAAGAACACCCAGUUCACCAUCCUCCACUUCUUGAAGAAGGAGGUCCAGACCAAGAAAGAGCACCUGCUCUCAUUUUACGACGAGCUGCCCAACGUCGAGAAGGCCUCCAAGCUGUGCAUGGAGCACAUCAUCAUGGAGGUGCAGAAGAUCAAGAAGGACCUGACGCAACUUGAGCGCGAGCUCGCCGUGAGAAAGGAGGAGAAGGACAAGCUCUCGGCCGAGCAGCCACCAGCACCGGAGGACCACUACUGCGAGCUCAUGGGCGCCUUCUUUGAGGACGCCAAGCUGCAGUUCGAGCGCCUGGCUGGGCAGGUGGACUCUGUGCUGGCCAAGUGGAACGAGCUGGCCCGCUUCUAUGGCGAGGACGCGGACAAGGCUCCGCCGCAGCAGUUCUUCUCGUGCCUGCACCACUUUGCCCACCAGUUCCACUCGCUCAAGCUGCCCGCUGCCUUCCUCGAGGGCAAGGUGGGCAAGUGA
Molecule: messenger RNA, 1239 nt
Organism: Acanthamoeba castellanii str. Neff
Lineage: Eukaryota; Discosea; Longamoebia; Acanthamoebidae
Product: formin domain containing protein
Exons: 10
Coding region: 1-1239 (412 amino acids)
Source: RefSeq, a predicted model, not a curated record